AUGAAGAUCGAGACCACAUUCAAACUCAAGGAAGCUCUCAGUUCUCUGGGCAUCUCAGACAUAUUUGGUUUCAAUGCCGACCUCAGUGGAAUUGCUGAGCCACCUCCACCGCUCAUCUCACAAGCCACUCAUAAGGCAAUCAUUGAGGCUAGCUUCUAUGUGCUGUUGAUCGAGGAUGGCACGACGGCGGCAGCGGCCACUUUGUUCAAAGCCCAAUGGAAGUCGUUAAGAGUCACUGUACCUAUAGAAUUCCGUGCGGACCAUCCAUUUUUGUUCAUUCUAACCAAAGAUAAAAAUCCUCUGUUCAUGGGUCAAUUUAUG
Messenger RNA from Ostertagia ostertagi, 321 nucleotides. The record is from the annotation of a GenBank genome assembly. NCBI's taxonomy places the organism in Eukaryota, Metazoa, Nematoda, Chromadorea, Rhabditida, Trichostrongylidae.